This is a messenger RNA of Penicilliopsis zonata CBS 506.65, 2609 nucleotides long. RefSeq lists its product as hypothetical. The record is from RefSeq and is a predicted model, not a curated record. The coding region runs from base 453 to 2531 and encodes 692 amino acids. Gene Ontology annotation, cellular component: fungal-type vacuole membrane. The transcript is spliced from 3 exons. Lineage: Eukaryota; Fungi; Ascomycota; Eurotiomycetes; Eurotiales; Aspergillaceae.
GUUAAAUGAAGACAAUUACCUAUUAAUUACCUAUUCAUUAUAUUAUAUUAUCCUGUUCUCUUAUCAGUGCUUACGCUCGUCUAUGACCGAUUUGCGGGGAAUACCCCUCACGUGACCACCGUUAUCUCCGCCGCUUCUCCGACGUCACCGUCCAGCAACGCGAGUGGAAGACGAUGAAGCGUCUCGACUGGCUAUCGCGGGCGAUGGCUGAGAUAAGAGCAGGCUGGGGGCAGGGGUAGAAGCUACUAAUGAACCAACAGACACGUUUAAAGUCUCCCUCUACUGACCGUCUGUCCCAGAUUAAUUGGGAGGUUGCCUUGCUUUGGAUCGCCACGCGUCGAUCCCCUCCCCUCUCAUUCCAACAAAGAGCGAAUUAAUACUCACGCCAUUGUCUCGACCCUUAUAUCUCGAUAAUAUAAACAGAAAAAGAAGAAGAAAAAACAUCGGAAAGGAUGUCGUUGCCUCGCGUCUCGUAUCUCGAGUCAUGGGAGCACAGCCCAGCCGCGUUCUGGCGUCGGCAGUCGUCGAUCACCGAUUCAGAACCAGAAGACGAGCUCCAUCAAGAGCUUCCAGAGACGUCGCUGUCCUCUUCCUUCCCCUCGAUAUAUAGUCACCACCGCCUCAACUUCAAUCCGUACGCGGCGCCCGGGUGGAGUCGCGCCUCGGUCGAAGAUGCGAACGACGACCGUGUCUCCUUCUUCCAGAGCUCCAGUGCCAAUGUCCACAAGAACAACCAUACGGAAAUUGCGCCAGAUGAGCUAGAACCACAGUAUGUGGCUUUUAAGGAACCAGAGGGAAUAGCUCCCUUGACGACGGGGGCUUUUGAAGUCAGCAAGGCGAAGAGAAUCGUCCAAGUCUUCAUCGCUGUGGUCUACUGCUUCCUUGCAGCAGGUGUCGUCUUUGGGUUUGCCGCCAUCAAGCCGGUGCUCAUCCGCGAGGGGGUAUAUCGGCAUCUGUGCUCCCAGGAGGAGCUUGACACGGGCGCUCUGGUUUGCUAUGGACAAGAGAUUCGUCUCAACCUGAUGUUCACCAUUGCGGCCGUCGCGACCAAUGUCUCGGCGCUGCCCGUAGGGACCAUUCUCGACACGUAUGGCCCGCGAGUCUGUGGGAUCAUCGGGAGCGUGUGUCUGGCGCUGGGCGCUGUCUUGUUCGGGUUUGCCGCCCAGUUGCCCUUUGACGGCUAUAUCCCCGGCUAUCUGUUCCUCUCGCUGGGCGGGCCGUUUGUUUUCAUCUCCUCCUUCCACCUCUCCAACACGUUUCCGGCACGAUCGGGCUUGAUCUUGUCCAUGCUGACCGGCGCCUUCGAUGCGUCCAGCGCGCUCUUCCUGGUGUUCCGUCUGGUCAAUGAGAAGACCGGGGGUGCCUUCUCCACGACCAAGCUCUUUUCGAUCUACCUGACCGUCCCGCUCUUCAUCCUGUUCGUCCAACUGUCCGUCAUGCCCGCCACGUCCUACAAGACCGUCGGCGAGCUCGUCGUCGAGGCCGAGACGCAGAUCAUGGAGGAGGUCCACGACCAGGUCGACGCCAGCAUCCCUGAUCCCCGCGAGGGCGAACGCCAACGCAACGACCGUCGUAUGCACCGCCACAGCAUCGUCAGCCAGAUCCAGGAUCUGCUCCAAGAUAGCCCGGACGAAAGCUCGCCCUUCCAGACACCAACAUUUCCGGGGUCGCCCGGAUCCCCCGAAUCUCCCGAGAAUAAUGGCGGUUCUCAGCAGCAGCCGCGGCCCGCGGCCCUGAAACCCAAACCGCCCGCGUCGCAGCCCGCCGUCGGCGGCGUCUGGGGCGCGAUGCACGGGUUCUCUGCGCUGCAGCAGAUCCAGUCCCCCUGGUUCAUCCUGAUCACCUUGUUCACCGUCCUGCAGAUGCUACGAAUUAACUACUUUGUCGCCUCGAUCCGACAGCAGUACGCCUACCUACUCGACUCCCCCGCGCUCGCCCGCCAGAUCAACGAUGCCUUCGACCUCCUCCUCCCGCUCGGCGGCCUGGUCUCCGUCCCCUUCAUCGGCACCGUACUCGACUCUCUCCCGACGCGCACCGUGCUCGCCUUACUCGUCGGGGUCGCCUCGCUGAUCGGUCUUCUCGGCUGCAUCCCCGCCUGCCUCCCAGCCGCGUACGCAAAUCUCGUCCUCUUCGUCCUCUACCGGCCCUUCUACUACACCGCUGUCUCGGACUACGCCGCCAAAGUGUUUGGAUUUCAAACCUUCGGCAAAGUAUACGGUCUGAUCAUUUGUUUGGCGGGGAUGGGCAACUUCGCCCAGACCGCCCUCGACACCCUCACUUUCAAAUCUUUCCAUCGUAAUCCUAUCCCCGUCAAUGCUGCUCUGACACUAGCCGCUUGCGCUGUUGGUGUCGUCCUGGUGAUUUUUGUGUCGGUUCGUGUUCGCGCCAUGGCUGCCGCGGGUGUCGUCGGCGAGAUGGACGUCCAGGAUGAUUGUCCCUCUUCUCCGCAGGUCUCGGAACAGGUUCAGAUUGCUGUUCGGGAUUGGGAGCGUGAGCCUUUGAUACGGGAUGUGCAGCGCUCGUAUGUUUAAUAUAUAUAAAUCAUAUUGAAUAGCCUCAUGUAGAAAGACUAGUGUACUCCUCAAGUACAAUGAUUGCUCUAAUCCAAG